AGCUCGUCCGUUCGUCUCCCCAUGCGCCAUCAUUCCGCCGCCUGACGCGGCGCCCUCGAGUGGCCACGUCGCCCGUUCCCUUCCUUCCUUGCCUAUAUAAAGCGCUCCACCCCAUUCAUUUCUUCACUUCUUCUCGCGCAUCUCCUGAGUUUCACCGGUCAAGCUCCUCUCUCUUGUCUUCCCAGCCCUCCGAGCCAAGUAAGCUCCUUUCUCUUCUUUAUUAACUCUUAGUUUUCGUUCCCGGUCAAUGUCUUCUUCUGAUAGUCAGGGUAUUUCUUCCUCGGAUGCCUACGCAUCCGAGGAAUCCUCAACCUCCUCGGAUGCCUACGCAUCCGAGGAAUCCUCAACCUCCUCUUCUUCGACCGGGUCUUCUCUAUCUGGUUUCGAAACCCGGUCGGGCCCCAACAUCACCGUCCUUGAACCGCAGCCUGUUAACCAAAUGCCCGGUCAGGUUUUUCAGGAGAGGGAUGAACCGGUUGACAAUGAGCCGGCUCCCUAUGACCCUGAUAACGAGUCAUAUGAGGGAUGGGCGAACCGGCUGGAAGCGGCCGGUUACUCUCCCCUCCCCACUAGCUACCCCUCAGACAUUUUCCCCCAUGUUUCCAAAAUUGCCCAAAACAAGGUUCGUAGGAAUCUCCCGGAGGGGUAUGUCCUUGAAUUCGACCCCAGCUGGCCGAACAUUAUCGAGCCUCACCGAGAUGAUAGAAUAGGCUUCCACAUCACUUCUUUGGAGAGUGGAACCGUCUUCCCCCUCCGUCCCCUCCUUGUCGAGUUGUGCCAUUGUUUUAAAAUCCUUCACGGGCAAAUUACGCCCAAUGCCCACCGUUUCCUCAACGCCUUUGUAAAUAUCUGCGUUGAACUUAAGAUCGACCCUUCCCUUCGCCUGUUUCUCGUCUUGUUUGAAGUCCUUCCCGAGAUGAAUUUCAAAGCGUUCAACAUUCCGACGAAGAAGACCGGUGGCUCCUCCUCUGCUGCCCCCAAAACUGUACCGGUCCAACAGGAACCGGUAGAGAUCCAUUCUGAGGAGGAAACUCCUCCGACCGGGAGGACCGGUCAGGCUGGGAAGACCACGGUAAACCCUCCCCUAGACAAGGGGAAGGGGAAGGUUCGAACCAAGCACGCCGCCACCACCCAUCCCUCGGCGAAGAGGAAGAGGGGAGAAAACGUCCCGGCUACAGAGUCGUUAGAGGAGCUCUGGGUCAAGAUGGGGCGAAAGCUGAAAGAGAUGGGCGAGGUUGGGCCUGAGACCUUGGAGAGGCUUGCUGGGGACUCCCCUUCCCGGGCGAACGCGGAGGUCCUCCAGCUGAAAGAGGAGAACACGCUGUUGAUGGGGGAGGUCUCCCACCUAAAGGAGGAGGCAUGGGUGAAGGAGCAAGAGCUGCCCAGUCGGGCCAGACAGUGGAUGGAGGAGAACCUGGUAGAGGCCGCCCGGGUGCUUACUUCCUCUGGGGAGAGGACAAUGGAGGGCUUCAAGCUUCUGUACCGGGAGGACCAUGGGAAGGAGAUGAUCACCCAAAUCGGCUCCUAUGGUUUCAUGUCGGGCCAAAAAAGAGACCAGGAGGCCACCCAUGCGAUCCUUGCUGACCGGGACCCGGACUUCGACGCUGAUUCAUACGGCCUGGCCCCCAUCCGGACGAAGAACCUGCACCUCCUUUUCCUCUCGAGUAAUCUUCCCGGCUGCGACCGGUUGAAUCGUUCUGUAAAACUUCAAACUCAUUUCCCCGGGAAUGCCCGGUGUAGCUGUAAAACACUUAACUUUCUUUUUUUUAUUGAAUGCAAUGUCUGAUUUCCAUACUGGUUGAUCUUGCUCCUUGAUCGAUAUUUUCAUUUUGCUCCUCAUAAUGUCUUCGUAAAAACUCUGACCGGUUAUACUUUCGUGUAAUCGAAAUAGACCGGUUGAACUCCAACUUUUACUUUUGAAUGUCUUCAUCUUUGAUGGUCAACUUGAAAAAGUUCGACCGGCUGAACUUUACUUUGG
Messenger RNA from Cuscuta campestris, 1978 nucleotides. The record is from the annotation of a GenBank genome assembly. NCBI's taxonomy places the organism in Eukaryota, Viridiplantae, Streptophyta, Magnoliopsida, Solanales, Convolvulaceae.